Cylindrotheca closterium is the source of this 1758-nucleotide messenger RNA. The record is from the annotation of a GenBank genome assembly. NCBI's taxonomy places the organism in Eukaryota, Bacillariophyta, Bacillariophyceae, Bacillariales, Bacillariaceae.
AUGAGUAGUGUCGUUGUUGCACGCUACGGGCCAGCUGCCCUUUCAGUUCUGGCGGCGAUUGGAGUUUCAAUUUUCAUUGCCUAUUUUGUCAUUGCCUUCAGUGGUGCUGUUGGUGGAGGGCGUCGGUACGAAUAUUCCAGUCCGCUUGCUGCCAUGUGGACAGGGAUCGGCACCAUGUGGUACUCGGUCUCUUUUCUCACAUGGUGGGCCUCAUCAAGAGACACUCGAAAUGUCGAUACACGAGAAGGUCUCCCAGCCCUGUAUGUUUGGGCUCUCUACAGCCUUCUGUUUGCCGUGGAAGGUUUCGUGGCUCUCAUUGGUUGGGCUCAAGCUAAAAACGAGGCUGCAGCAUCAGUUUUUUCGUUCCUAUGGAUUCUUGUUGGUGGGCUUGCAGCAAGCAUUACAGUUGGGCUUCUUCGUGCGAAGAGAUCAGUUCCUCCUAACAAAGGUACCACUCAAGCUGACCUCGAAAAUGGAAAUAACGGCAGUCAGAGUGAAGUCAAAACCAAGCGAUGCAGUCGGUGCUCGUGGUGCUGUACCAAGCGGUUUUGGGUUGACUUCUUGUGCCUAUUUCUCAUUACAUUCCUGCUCGUGUUUAGCACGGGAUUCAUGAUGCAGGGAAUCUCAUCCGCCUCGGACGCCAAUAUGGUUCCACCAGGUCAAGUCUAUUCAUUUCCUCUCCGUUUCAAUGGCAAUACCAUGGACGUUCAGAUGCACCUCUACUGUUUUGGAGAAAAGAGUACUUCGGACAGUCCCACUGUCAUUCUCGAACAUGGCGGUGGCGCAAACUCCCUCACCAUGCUGGCUUUGGCAGAAGAACUUGAGAGUAGUUUCAACACUCGUGCCUGUGUCUAUGAUCGCCUUGGAUACGGUUAUACUCCCACCUAUUACACCUCCACUGGUUCUGGAACCUCUUCCACGCGUCUCCCCAACUCAGGCGCUAUACUUUCGCAGCUACUAGGUGUGGCUGGAGAAGCUGGUCCCUACGUUUGUGCUGGGCACUCGGCUGGUGGCGAAGCUUGCUUGUGGUUCGCUCAUGAGUACCAAGGUACUGUAACUGGUAUUGCCAUCUUGGAUGGUUACCCUGAUCUUAUUCGAGCAGGAAGUUUUCGACCUGGUAUUCAUCCAGAAGGGAGUGGUCCACUACCUGCGAUUCAAGCCGUCACUGUAUUGGCAGGGGGAACAGGCUUGACCCGCGGGCUUGUUGGAGACAUGGGCGAAGAUUUUGUUCCCUCGGACAAACGAGGCACCGUGACUUCUCUCUACGGACAGGCUCGGUUUUGGUUUGCACAGUAUUGGGACGUUCGAUCUGAUCUUGAGUCUGACAAUGAAUCUCGAUUGUACCAACAGUUGGAUGGAACUGUUGACGAAAAUGGUAUCGUUACCUAUGGGGGGACAUUAUCAGGAACGAAGAUUCUAGUCAUUCCCGCCGAAAGUACUGUGUCAGAUAUCGAUUGCAAUGACAAGGACAAAGGGUCGUACUGCUGUGGAAAUGCUAAGAAUUCUACCAGUUGCAUGGAUAACGCUUUUGAUCGGAUGCUCUUUCGCGAACAGAGCGACCGAUAUGCUGCAACUCUCAGCAACGACACUCUCGGAUUGGUGAUCCAAGGGCCACCUGGUUCCGAGCAUGGUUUUGUGAGCCACAAGGACUAUUACGCAUGGAUUGCGACUCAAAUUGGUGAACAGUUGUUGAGUGAAAGUUUUAGACUAUCUGAUUGUGGCGAAUACGUACCGGUACAGAUGAGAUGCAGGAAAUGA